This is a messenger RNA of Colletotrichum spaethianum, 1872 nucleotides long. RefSeq names its product L-arabinose-responsive transcription regulator ARA1. Gene Ontology annotation, biological process: positive regulation of transcription by RNA polymerase II. NCBI's taxonomy places the organism in Eukaryota, Fungi, Ascomycota, Sordariomycetes, Glomerellales, Glomerellaceae. Bases 1 to 1872 code for a protein of 623 amino acids. Gene Ontology annotation, molecular function: zinc ion binding; DNA-binding transcription factor activity, RNA polymerase II-specific; transcription cis-regulatory region binding. The transcript has 4 exons. The record is from RefSeq and is a predicted model, not a curated record. Gene Ontology annotation, cellular component: nucleus.
AUGCACAUAUUGAAGAAGAAGUGCGAUGAAGCCCGCCCGCAGUGCUCCCGAUGCGCCGAGCGUGCUCAGGAAUGCUCCUACGAGCCGGUCAAGCCUCGUCAACGCAAGAAGCGUGACUCGAUCGCCGGGUUUGGCUCCGAUACCGCCUCUCAAGUGAGCGGAUCUGCCGUUAUUCGACGUUAUUCGGCCCCCGAUGCCACCAUGCGACGCUGGAAGGAGGAAUCCCUGGACGACGAAGACGACGUGGCUGUGGAGGAGGCCAUUUUGGAGGAGCCCGGAGAGAAUGGCGACCCCCUCGUCUUUGACUUCAAGAAGAUGUUCGCAAUACACCACGACAAGGACGACGUUCCCCUAGUCUCCCCAGUUGACUCCGUCGCCUUCGAUUUGUCGCUGGAAGAUGCAGAUGAAGAAGUCGUCCGUCGCGGCUCGGUGCAGCGCAACGCCAUAUCGCACAUGGCCGUCACUCGGGCGCAGCGCCACCCGGACCUAGCCAUGAUCGCGCCCGUCCCCGUGGCGUCGCCACGCCUCGAGUUCCUGUUCCCGACGUUCUCCGAGUUUUCGGAUCGGCCGAAUCGGCGGGCAUUGGUCGACCAUUUCACCAACGUCAUGUCGCAUCUGAUUGUGCUGCGAGAGACUGAGGCUGGAAACCCGUUCCAGCAGCUGGUCUUGCCGCUUUGUCACAGCAGUUCGACAGUGACGAAUGCCAUCUACGCGCUUGCGAGUGCGCAUCUAGAGAACAGAGGCUGCGGACAUGCUGAAGAGAAAGCCGUCUACUUCCACAAUCAGGCCAUUCAAGGCUUGGCCCGGUUGAUCGAGCUUGGUGGGGAAGCGAACAAAAACGAGCUUCUAGCCACCAUCAUGUUGUUGGUAUACUACGAAGUUCUUGUGCAACAAAACCGAUCCAACAUUGUCGAUGGCCAUCUAAAAGGCGCUAUCGCAAUCAUGAAUGGUGGCAGCGACAAUUCCAACCCUACCACUGCCUUCCUUGAACGUCGAUUCUUAUCUGACAACAUCUCAGGCGUUUCGCUUCUACGACGUUAUCGCGGCGCUCUCUUUCGGCACGGCUCCCCUCUCCACGGCACCGGCAACAGGCUGCCUCAUCCCUCUUCCGCCCCUUGGUUCCCCUACUUCGUCGCCCUCGGAUCUGUCGAUACGCUGCUCGGCUUUUCCACAACCCUGUGGCCCAUCAUUCAUCGCCUCUCCAACCUUCUAGCGCUGAAGAAUGAGCUGCAGACGGCUAUUGCUAACGGCCAAAUGACCAAGGUAGCUGUUCUCCGCAGCGAGUUUGAAACCACAUCAGACGCCAUCGAGCACGCUCUCAAGCAAUGGCAGCCCAGCUUCCCUCCAGGGUUUUCGCCUGAUACUAUGGACGACGUGUCGUCAGACGAGUCAGAGCUGGCCGCCGAGCGCGCUCGCCUACACUCAAUCCUCAACAACGCUCUGGCCUACCGCCACUCGGCUUUUGUGUAUCUCUACCGCAGCAUCUACGGUUACCCGCGACGCCAUCAUCUGGUGCAACACCACACGCACACUGCGCUACAUCAUUGCGCUGCAACAGUCAACCAUGCUGGCCCGAUGGCCGCUCUCCUAUGGCCACUCUUUGUCGCGGCUUGUGAGGCCAUCAACCCCAGCGACAGAGAAUUGGCACGGCAGGCGUUUGUGGCGGUUGAGCGCAGACAGGGUAUGACGAACAUCCAGCGUGCCUGGACCAUCGCGCAGGAGGUUUGGAGACGCGCAGACAUGAUUGACGACCACGCCACAUAUGAAGACCACGCCAUCAUGAUGUCCACACCUAGCCAACGGCUUGGCAAGGGGGCUGACUUGUGGAGGCGUGUCAGCGAGGACAUGGGCGUCACGAUCGUCUUUGGUUGA